Acipenser ruthenus (sterlet) is the source of this 2049-nucleotide messenger RNA. RefSeq names its product Rieske domain-containing protein. Lineage: Eukaryota; Metazoa; Chordata; Actinopteri; Acipenseriformes; Acipenseridae. Gene Ontology annotation, molecular function: 2 iron, 2 sulfur cluster binding. The record is from RefSeq and is a predicted model, not a curated record. The coding region runs from base 563 to 970 and encodes 135 amino acids. The transcript has 3 exons.
UAUGUUUUUGUUUUUUUUCCAUUCUUGUCUCUGCUUAAUCCAAAAGACUCCUGUUUGAAGUGAGGUGGGGAAUCAUAUCAGUGUUGCACAGGCUUCAGCACACAAGGCUUCACCAUUCAGUGCAACACUAAUAUGCUUCCCCCAUCUCUAUUCAGAAAUCAGCCUUGAGGAGUUUUUUCCAGAAACUUUUUUUCUUUUUUUGCUGGAAUAGUUAGUAGGCAUGGAAAAAUAUAUAUAUACUAACACCAGAGGAUCAUACAAGAAUGCACGUUUUUACUGACCCAUAUGCUCAUGUGUAAUACUUUUUGUAUUUUUUUCCCCCCACAACACCGGUUUCAUAAAAUUAUGAAUAUUUGUUUUACUAGCUUCUUCAGUGCUAGUUUUUGCCUCGCACAACGAUGGCUUGUUUUUGACAUUAGUCCAAAUAUUUUGGUACUCUGAAAACGGUGGUUGUAGUGUUCCAGGCGUUCAGAUGAAAUUAGUGUAUUAAACGUACCUAAUAUUUUAUCGUGGCAUUUUAAAGUCUAAUACAGUGAUAUAAAACAAUAUUAUCAUUAUUAUUAUGGCUUCCGAAAGGAAAGCGGAGGGGAUUAGUAGCCCCGAUACUGAAUUAUGGAGGUCGAUAGGCCCGGUCACCGAGCUUUCCAAGAAGUCAUGCCGGUUGUUGUAUUCCUCUCUGGGCUACGAUUCCGAUCUCUGCCUGUUUCACGUCCAGGGUGAAUUCUUCUCCAUGGAUACCCGCUGCGCUCACGCUGGGGGACCCCUCUGUGAAGGAGACAUAGAGGAGGCGGACGGUGUUCUCAAGGUGUUUUGCCCCUGGCACGACUACGACUUUGACAUCAGGACUGGGGAAUCUCAAACUGGCUUACAGCAACAAGUGUACGAGGUGAAGGUGGAAGACGGGCUGGUUUAUGUUAAGCACAGAAGCCAGCUGUCCCUGACUCCCUUUCCCGCAGCUGCAAAGGAAUGAACCGUGAAAGAAAUGGGAGUGACGAGAACACAAAACAGCAGCCGAAACCUUUCAAGUCCAGCAAGAUCGCAUUGCAUCACUACAGCAUUGGUGUGUACACUUCUGAAAUGAGAAUUCACUCAGCGGACAUUAUGAGAUCUCUUUUCUAUGCACAUUAAUAUGCAUGCUAAUGUGUUCUCCACUGCAGCUGUCCUUAUCCCAUACCUCUAGUCCAGUGUAAAGAUGAGCCGACUGGUCCCCUUCUAAAAGUUUACUGCGGUAAACUGUACUAAAUUAACCUGCUAGUACACUUUUACAAGGGGUACGGUGUUAAACCCACCCUAUAAGGUCACUGUAGUCGGAGCCAGAUUUAUGUACUGUAAUGCUGAGAGUAUGCAUGGUCUGGUUCCACAGUUCCAUUCUAGAACAUGCAUCAAGUUCUCAAAAAGAAUGAAAGCGAGUUGAUGAACUUAACCCUGCCUGAUCUCUGACACUAAAACCAAGCCCUUUGCACUGACAAUCUGGUGUUGCACAGUAUGUUAAAUAUGUGUUACUUUAACUAUCGGUAUAGUUAUUAUUAUUAUUAUUAUUAUUAUGCAUAUCCCCCUAAACAGGGUUGAAAUGGAUGCUGUGUACCAUAGUUUCCUACUGCAUUUUAUUCUACCUCUUGUCAUGUUAAAGUGAUGUGUUAGCACUGGAGAUGGCAGUGAGUAUUUCCCUUUGUAAUGGUGCCUCUCCUACCUGUCCGGAUCAGUGAUCUUCAUUUAUAAAAUGGCAACGCCACAAAUUUAAAAAUAAAUAAAUUAAAAGGCAAUUAAACUAAGCAAAAAACAAAGAAAGCAUUUCAUUCCUAGCAAAAACAAAAUAUUCUACAAUUUAGCAUUUGCUGUUUUUCAGGUAAGCAUUUAAAUAUGUGUUGUAUAUUAAUAACUAGAGAAAAUGAUCAGUUUUGAAUGUGACAAUGCUAUUUUUUUUUUUUGCUUUAAUACAUAUUAUGUUUAACUGUGAAAUCUCUUGAAAUACCUAUUGUUAGACCAUGAAAUACUGUGAAAUGAGCCAUUCACAGCCCUACCUAUGGUGGCUGCCUUAUACAAGGAUAC